AUGCUACUUCCUGUCGUACGUGGCGUACGUGGCAAUGCUGAGGAUACCAGUGACUCCGAAUCUUCUGCUAUGGACAUCCAAAUUUUGGAUGAGAAUAUGGAACCUGGCCUAAGUACAGCAUCCCAGGAUCCAUUGCAGAUUCCAUCCCAGAUUUGGACGCACGCUCCUUCACAAUCUAUACCUCAGGAGCCGCAGUUCACAGUACAGAUCCCGCAAAGUCCAUUCACGGUGCGGGUUUCACAAAGUGCUUCAACGAUACAAUGGCAGCCUCCUACUCCCAACCCUCCCAACCCUCCCACUUCAAACCCUCCCCAAACGCCAGGCAACUCAGACGCCAUGAUGGCUGAUCCGGAUGCCACCCCAACGGCCGCACAAUUUGGAAGCGACGUAUCACUACAGCAUCCACCUUCCAAAAGGAAAAGACGUGCAGUGUCUUCUCAACCCAUCUUCAACCAAGAUCAAGAGAAUGGCGAAGACAUGUUGAAAACACUGCUUGAACAUCAAACAAAGAUGAUGCAUACGCUUUACGAUGGUAUACGGACAUCAAAUGCUGAAGUCGUCAAAAAGCAAGAUGCGAAAAUCGAUAAGUUGACUGAUAGCGUUCAGCAUAAUUCGACCGUAUUGGAUCGCGUUCUGGAGGCAUUGGAUAUUCAAUCAGUCAAGAACAAGGGCAAACAGCGGCAGGAGGAUAUGGACAUCGACAAAGAGGAGCGCUGUCAGGGUGACAGUGGCACCACAACGAAUGAAAAAAGCAAACCGGAUGACAAUCAUGCUGACACUGAUGGCUCGGGAGAUUCGACCCAGGAAACUCCUUUCAGUUAUGCCACGAAAAAGAAAGCAAGUCCUCGUUCAGGAGCCUGUCAAGUCCAUGCCGCGGGCCUCCAUUCCGCCGCUCGGUACUCCGAAGAUCCACUCGUUAUUGUAAUCUCACUCUUAUUGUUCUUUCUCGCUACACAUACCCUUUUGUCCUAG
Messenger RNA from Lentinula edodes (shiitake mushroom), 972 nucleotides. RefSeq lists its product as uncharacterized. Lineage: Eukaryota; Fungi; Basidiomycota; Agaricomycetes; Agaricales; Omphalotaceae. The record is from RefSeq and is a predicted model, not a curated record. The transcript has 3 exons. Bases 1 to 972 code for a protein of 323 amino acids.